Messenger RNA from Grosmannia clavigera kw1407, 534 nucleotides. RefSeq lists its product as uncharacterized. Lineage: Eukaryota; Fungi; Ascomycota; Sordariomycetes; Ophiostomatales; Ophiostomataceae. The transcript has 3 exons. The record is from RefSeq and is a predicted model, not a curated record. The coding region runs from base 1 to 534 and encodes 177 amino acids.
AUGCCCGAACCAGGGCUAUACACACUCCGCAUUAUCGCCUAUGACAGCAGAGUCCAGAUUGACACCUAUCCGUUAGCUCCUGCACGUAUGCUGGGCAUUGAGUGUCCGUUGCUAAACGCCAAACGCAAGCUGGACGACGUCCUUGCUCCUAAAACUCUGCCCACGGGCUUCCUACAGCAACUGGGGCACAAGCCGUUUGCCGCAUUCGCACCCAUCUCGACAAUUUCGGCUCGAAUACAAAACUCCUCCAACCACACCUACGAUGACCACGAAAAUGCGAUAGCCAGACAAGAGCGAAGCUACUCUCUGACCUCUGCCUUCCUCUACAACGUAAUAUCUGGCGAAGCUGAGGCAGGAAACGUGUCACCACCAGCUCGUUGUCGAUGGAGGGCAGCCGUGGCCAGGAGACAAGACUUCGACGGGAGCGUGUUCGAGUACACUGAGUGGGCCAUGAGAUUCCUUUCGAACCUAUUUUCCUACGAGGCACCAGUCCAAAUCGAGUUCGACGACGUUCUAAGCAACAAGACCGCCUGA